UGGCAAUAAAUUAGAUGUAUACAUUAAGUCAUAAGCACAGCUUGUUGUUAUCUGUUUUGACCUUUUAUUGAUUUCUUCAAUUUUGUAUAAAAUGGGUCAAUAGCAUUCAGUUAUUCAAUAUCCAGUUAUGACAGUUAUCUUUAAGUCCAGCAAACAUGUCAUAGGAUAAGCAGCCUGCAUUAUAUAUAUCCUUGUCUUUUCAUUGGUUAAGUGUCCAAAGAAGGAAUUGUGGCGAAACAUUUGCAGAUACGAAGUGCAACUUUACAAUGAAAAUAUGUCAAUUCCUCAACAAAACAUAAGAAUACCUCUCACUUGCGCCAAAAAGUUAAUUAUAUGGAGAUUAGCACUUGGAAACCCUAGACUAUUAACUAUAGCCCAUAUUGUUGCCAAAGUAGUAGCACUUCCGGUAACAUCAGUAAACACACUAUGUGAUAAAUGUGGAAUGUUCUACCAAGAUCAAUUAAAUCAUGCCUUGCUGAAGUGUCAAGCCUACAAGGAACACAGACAAGCAUUCAUCAAUGCUAUUAGAGCAAUAUCUGAUAAUGCAUCCUUACACCUCGACAACAUUAGUGCUAUGUUGCAAGCUGACCUCUGCAAUCUAUGCGUAGAAGUGUCCUUCAAAAUACAUCAAUAAAAUUGUAAGGCUGUGGGACAUCGAUUUAACUCCACUAUAUCCUAAGAUAAGUGUUAAUUUAUUUUAUAUAAAAUGUAAAUGUAAAUAAUGUUCAUGUCAACUUGUAUACUUGUAAAAUGUGCUUAUGUUUAAAAACUCCAAUUACAAAUUGGGAAAUAAA
Messenger RNA from Owenia fusiformis, 794 nucleotides. Lineage: Eukaryota; Metazoa; Annelida; Polychaeta; Sabellida; Oweniidae. The record is from the annotation of a GenBank genome assembly.